Molecule: messenger RNA, 730 nt
Organism: Caretta caretta (loggerhead turtle)
Lineage: Eukaryota; Metazoa; Chordata; Testudines; Cheloniidae
Source: RefSeq, a predicted model, not a curated record
AUGGCAACCCACAAGGGUCAAACAUUCUGCACCAGCUUCUUUGGCAGCUCUGGCUUCUUGGGCUUCGGUUCAGGAAACGCCAUGAUAGGACCCAAGCGGCUAUGUUCCGGCUCCCUUGGUUCCGCCCCGCUUGGCCCCACCUGCUCGGAGCGGGACCCGCCGCGGGGUGCAGGGCUCGUUGUCGGCCCCGCCUCGUCCCCCGCCCGCCGUGGGGCCAGGCUCGGGGACCGGCUCGCCCCGGCCAGGCGCGGGGGGCGGGGGGUGUCCCGGAACCAUUGCUGCGGGCCGCGGGGUGUUACACCGAUCCGCGCCCCCCGGGAGCAAAUGUCCGGCAACAGCAUGAGCGACCCCCGGCGGCCCAACAAGGUGCUGAGGUACAAGCCUCCGUCUACAGAGAACAACCCCACGCUGGAAGAUCCCACUCCAGAUUACAUGAACCUGCUGGGGAUGAUUUUCAGCAUGUGCGGCUUAAUGCUUAAGGUUGUCUAUCUCUGCGGUGGUGAUGUCCUAUCUCCAGAAUCCCCAACCCAUGUCCCCGCCUUGGUGAAGAGAUUACAGCUCAUUGCACAACUCCUUGCAAAUCCCAGAGAGACGCUGUCGGCAGAGAGGAAGGAUUCACACGCUAGAACCAUCUGUUUGUACAAGCAGUGUGUUGUAACACUCGGCUAUCAAAAUAAAUGGGUUGUUGCUGUAGGAGCUUUGGUUUAAAAAAACAAUCUGUGCGCAUGUA